AUGUUUGCCUGGUUGAACCUUUUUAGCAAAGCCCCAGAAGAAACAAAAUGGGACCCGAAAACGGUGAGCAUGGAGUUCCAGCAGCCGACGAGCCCUGAUGCGCCGUCGACCAAUCGUGACAGCCAAAAAGCCGUUCGUACCCUUCUUAAGCACAGUGAACUCAUUGCAAUUUUCUUGGUAUUGACUUGA
Messenger RNA from Penicillium brevicompactum, 189 nucleotides. RefSeq lists its product as uncharacterized. The coding region runs from base 1 to 189 and encodes 62 amino acids. The transcript has a single exon. Lineage: Eukaryota; Fungi; Ascomycota; Eurotiomycetes; Eurotiales; Aspergillaceae. The record is from RefSeq and is a predicted model, not a curated record.